This is a messenger RNA of Spinacia oleracea (spinach), 2019 nucleotides long. RefSeq lists its product as uncharacterized. The record is from RefSeq and is a predicted model, not a curated record. NCBI's taxonomy places the organism in Eukaryota, Viridiplantae, Streptophyta, Magnoliopsida, Caryophyllales, Amaranthaceae. The transcript has 3 exons. Gene Ontology annotation, molecular function: zinc ion binding; nucleic acid binding. The coding region runs from base 1 to 2019 and encodes 672 amino acids.
AUGAAGCCCAGCAAGUCAAUUAGGGUCCAGAAAGGUAUAAGAUCAGUAGAAGCGAAUAUUGCUUCGUAUGGGAACAAAUUAAGUGUUGAGUUUUUGUAUGUUAAGCCUGAGUCAGGCUUACUUGAACAAGAGAGAAGAUCUCAUAAGAGAUCGAGCCAGAACCCUUUAACUGCAGGUAAUUCUGUCGGGAAAAACGAUUCUGAAGCUAUGAACACAACUGAGAAACUCGAAGAGGGAUACUCAACACAAAUACCUCCAAUGUUUAGUGGCAAAUACUAUUCAUACUGGAGAAACAGGAUGGAGAUCUUUAUCAAAGCUGAGAACUAUCAAGUAUGGAGAGUCAUUGAAGUUGGAGACUUCCAAGUCACCAAGCUAAACACCUCUGGUGAAACCGUUCCUAAACCGAUUGCUGAAUUUGACAAAGCCGACUAUGAAAAGCUCGAACUUAAUGCCAUGGCUGUCAAAAUUCUUCACUGUGGACUAGGACCUAAUGAGCACAAUAGAGUAAUGGGAUGCAAAAAUGCGAAGCAAAUAUGGGAUCUGCUCCAAGUCACUCAUGAAGGAACAAAUGAAGUCAAAAGAUCAAAGAUUGAUCUUUUAAUGCACCAAUAUGAAAUGUUCACCAUGAAACCUUCUGAAACAAUUCAAGACAUGAUCACCCGCUUCACUAACAUCAUCAAUGAAUUGAACUCUCUGGGCAAAAUCAUAACCCAUGAGGAACAAGUUAGAAAAGUUCUAAGAAGUCUUCCUCAAGAUCCCUGGAUGGCCAAGGUAACUGCCCUGCAGGAAACUAAAGACUUUACCAAGUUUAACCUGGAACAACUAGCUGGAUCCCUCCUGACUCAUGAACUGCAACUAAAUGCACGACCUUCAGAGAAUAACAAAAAUAGGGCUCUUGCUCUAAAAACUGAGAAUGAUGAAAACUCUAAAGAAGAUGAGGAAACUGCUCUAUUUGCUAGGAGAUUCAGAAGAAUGUUCAGGAACUAUAAAGAUGGAGAUUACCGAGGGAAACCUAACCGGAAAUUCUCCAAAACUGAUACUGGAUGCCAUAAGUGUGGAAACUUGGAACAUCGCAUCAGGGAAUGCCCUCUCUGGUAUCAAGAACGAGGAAAAGGAAAGGAAACAACCAAAGACAGAUUCAAAGAGAACAGAAACUCAUUCUCCAAAACUGACGUAAGAAAGGCCAUGAUUGCCGCAUGGGGAGACACUUCUUCGGAUGAGGAACAGGAACAACCCAACGAAGAAACAGCUCACCUACGCCUUGUAGCUGAACAUGAAGAAGAUGGAUCUGACUCAGAAUCUGAAAAAUUCCAGGCAAGUCUCACUCAAAUUAAAAAUAAACUUGAAUCUCUUUCAAAAUUAGAAUUGUUUGAUCUACUUUCCUGUCUCACUAGUGAUUAUGAGGAUCUACUGAAAGAAAAGUUAGACUCUGAUAAAGAACACCAGACCACCAUAAAAGAACUUAGGAAUGAGCUAGAAUGGACAAAAAAUACUAACAUAGAUAUAGACAAACGGUUCUUUAACCUCUUUGAUCAGAACCUCCACAUAAAAGAAAUCUGUGAAGCCUUACGAAGUGAAAACAUCUGGCUAAAACAAGAACUAAUUGAUCUAGAAGUGACCAAGACUAAAAACCUUUACAAAGAUGAACUAGAAAGAACUCAACUGGAACUAGUUAAGAUUCACCAAGAAAAGACCAAACUAGAAGAUGAACUAGCUAGAAAGACUAGACACAAAAUAGAAGGAACACCUAAAUGGAUAGAAGAAGCUAGAACCAAACGCACAGAAGGACUAGGUUUCAACCAUAAGAAACGUCAAUCUAGAAAGACUAGAGUAGAUCUCUAUAGUGACAUAAUAUGCUCCUUCUGUGGCCUAAUUGGUCAUUACAGAAACACUUGUCCCAAAAACCAACGAAGCUUGGAAAAGAACAUAGAACACACCAGGACUAAAUGGGUAAAGAAAAGCGAUUUGAUUCCAAGCAAGGAACCCAAGCUAUGCUGGGUUCCUAAAAACUCUAACUAA